Messenger RNA from Vespa velutina, 3559 nucleotides. RefSeq lists its product as uncharacterized. Gene Ontology annotation, molecular function: heme binding; iron ion binding; monooxygenase activity. The record is from RefSeq and is a predicted model, not a curated record. NCBI's taxonomy places the organism in Eukaryota, Metazoa, Arthropoda, Insecta, Hymenoptera, Vespidae.
AUCGUAUUUGAAACUAUGACCAAUAAUAGGCAAUAUGGGGCCUGUAAUUUUCCGUCAAAAAAGAUGAUUGAUAUAACCAUCGAUAUUUACAAUCUACAUCCGGAAAUAAAAUACAUUGAUUUCUUCGAUAUGACUAAGCCAAUUUCGAUGAUUCGCGACCCUGAAUUAAUCAAAAUGAUCGCAGUGAUGAGUUUCGAUAAUUUCACGGAUCACAGAGGUUUCGUCGACGAGGUAUAGGAUCCUCUCUUCGUAAAGAAUUUAUUUUCCUUAAGAGGCAACCGAUGGAGAGAAACUAGAAUAAUGUUGAGUCCGGCAUUUACUUUAAGCAAACUAAAAGGUAUGUUCAAAUUAAUGAACGAAUGCGGGGCAGAUUUUAUAGAUUUUCUAUCAAAACUGCCAAAGGAUAAAACAACUAUAGAAAUGAAGGACGUCUUCACGAGAUAUACCAAUAACGUAAUAGUUGCAUGUGCAUUAGGCAUCAGUAUCAAUUCGAUGAAAAAUCCGCAAAACGAAUUCUAUGUUCUCGGAAGAGAUGCAACAAACUUUGACGGUAUUAAAUCUCUAAAAUUCUUCCUUAUUCGAUCUUUCCCAAAUAUUGUAAAAUUAUUCAACAUUAAGUUCAUAUCCGGUAAGAUCGAUCAUUUCUUCGAGACCGUUGUCCAGGAGAUUAUCAACACUAGAGAUCAAAACAAUAUUGUACGAGCAGACAUGAUACAACUGAUGAUGGAAGCUAGAAACAAAAAAGCUGAAAUCGGACAAGAAUUAAGUAUGAUGGACAUAGUAGCUCAAGCGUUUAUCUUUUUCUUUGGUGGCUUCGACACCGUCUCCACGGCUAUGUGCAUUACUUGUCACGAAAUUGGUGUCAAUACGAACAUACAAAAGAGACUUCAGCAAGAGAUCGACGAGGUCAUCGAAAAGACCAAUGGAAACCUAACUUAUGACGUUAUCAACAGCAUGCAAUAUCUAGACGCCGUGAUAAGCGAGUCCUUAUGGAGAUAUCCAUUGCCAUUAUUCUUGUGCAACGAGAAUUUCGAACUGCCACCAAGUUUACCUGGAAACAAACCCUUUCUCUUAAAAAAAGGCAUGAAUGUUUGGUUCCCAGUUUGUGCAUUCCAUCUGGAUUCGAAAUAUUUCGAAGAUCCGUAUAAAUUCGAUCCCGAAAGAUUCAUGAAACAUGGGAAAGAGAUCAACAAUUCCGGCGUCUACUUAUCUUUCGGUUUAGGACCUAGAAUGUGUAUUGCUAAUAGAUUCGCUUUAAUGAAGAUGAAAGUUUUAGUAUUUAAUUUAUUGGCAAGGUAUUAUCUUAAGCCUUCUACCAAAACUCAAAAUCCAUUCCGUUUUUCCAAGAGAGGAAUCAAUUUGACCGCCGGAAAAGGUUUUUGGAUGGAUUUAGAGGAAAGAAAGGAUAUUCAUCCUGCUGUUAAAAAUUUCGUCCCUAAUAGCACUACUGAUGAAGAUAUUAAAAGUGAUGCAUCGAUUAAUGAUGUUACUAAUGAUCAUUCUACGAACUCUCGACAGUGCAACAUCGCGAAUUUUUUCUCUUAUAAUCAUUUUACUCUCUAUCACAUGAUGGAGACCUGGGCAAUGAUCUUGGCCUUCAUGGCAGUGUUACUCAGCAUUUAUUACUACAUCUUCAAAGACUUGAGCUAUUUCAAAAAAAUUGGUUUACCAUAUUUGGAACCAUGGCCGUUAUUUGGAAACAUGGGACAAGCAAUUUUCCGUCAGAAAACGAUGAUUGAUUUAACUAUAAAUGCUUACAAUUUGCAUCCAAAAGCCAAAUACGUUGGUUUCUUCGAUAUGAGUAAUCCGGUUUUACUUAUUCGUGAUCCUGAAUUAAUCAAAAUGAUCGGAGUGAAGAGUUUCGAUAAUUUCAUGGAUCACAGAGGUUUCGUCGACGAGGUACAGGAUCCUCUCUUCGGAAAGAAUUUAUUUUCCUUAAGAGGCAACCGAUGGAGAGAAACUAGAACAAUGUUGAGUCCGGCAUUUACUUUAAGCAAACUAAAAGGUAUGUUCAAAUUAAUGAACGAAUGCGGGGCAGAUUUUACAGAUUUUCUAUCAAAACUGCCAAAGGAUAAAAAAACUAUAGAAAUGAAGGACGUCUUUACGAGAUAUACCAAUGACGUAAUAGCUACAUGUGCAUUUGGCAUCAGUAUGAAUUCGAUGAAAAAUCCGCAAAACGAAUUCUAUGUUCUCGGAAGAGACGCAACAAACUUUGACGGCAUUAAAUCUGUAAAAUUUUUCCUUAUUCGAUCUUUCCCAAAUAUUGUAAAAUUAUUCAACAUUAAGCUCAUAUCCGGUAAGAUCGGUCAUUUCUUCGAGAACGUUGUCCAGGAGGUAAUCAACACUAGAGAUCAAAACAAUAUUGUACGAGCGGACAUGAUACAACUGAUGAUGGAAGCUAGAAACAAGAAAGCUGAAAUUGGACAAGAAUUAAGUAUGAUGGACAUAGUAGCUCAGGCUUUUAUCUUUUUCCUUGGUGGUUUCGACACCGUCUCCACGGCUAUGUGCUUUACUUGUCACGAAAUUGGUGUCAAUCCGGACAUACAAAAGAGACUUCAGCGAGAGAUCGACGAGGUCAUCGAAAAGACCAAUGGAAACCCAACUUAUGACGUUAUCAACAGCAUGCAAUAUCUAGACGCCGUGAUAAGCGAGUCCUUACGGAGAUAUCCGAUUGCCAUUAUUCUUGACAGAAUGUGCAACGAGAAUUUCGAACUGCCACCAAGUUUACCUGGAAACAAACCCUUUCUCUUAAAAAAAGGCAUGAAUGUUUGGUUCCCAGUUUGUGCAUUCCAUCUGGAUUCGAAAUAUUUCGAGGAUCCGUAUAAAUUCGAUCCCGAAAGAUUCAUGAAACAUGGGAAAGAGAUCAACAAUUCCGGCGUCUACUUACCUUUCGGUUUGGGACCUAGAAUGUGCAUUGGUAAUAGAUUUGCUUUACUGGAGAUGAAAGUUUUGAUAUAUAAUUUAUUGGCAAGGUGUAAUCUCAAGCCUUCUGCAAAAACCCAAAAUCCUAUUCGAUUAUCCAAAAGAGGAAUCAAUUUGGCCGCCGAAAAAGGUUUUUGGAUGGAUUUAGAGGAAAGAAAGGAUAUUCAUCCUGCUGUUAAAAAUUUCGUCCCUAAUAGCACUACUGAUGAAGAUAUUAAAAGUGAUGCAUCGAUUAAUGGUGUUACUAAUGGUCAUGCGAUUAAAGCUUAAGAUAUGAAAAUAAUGAUAAUAAUAGUAUUAAGAUUAACUCGUCUAAAGUAUUCAUGUAAAUGUUUAUAUAUAUUUGUCAACGAAAUGUUAGGGAUACUGAAUUUGGAUUAAAUGAUUGUGCAUCGUAUAAGGGAUUAACGUCAUUUAAAUUAUAUGCAGCUAUGCACAUAUUGUCUUGUUAUCGGAUUAAAUAUCGUUUCAGAGAAUAAUAUUUUUAUUAUAUUACUACGAUUUAAAUAACGUAUCAUAACAAUUGAUAUUAUUAUUAUUACUAUCAUUAUUAUAAAAAUAAAAAAGAAAACGUUGCAUUAUUAUCGAAAAAAACGAAUAUUAUUUACGAAAAUAUAUUUAUCAUCAAGAUAUUACA